Messenger RNA from Closterium sp. Yama58-4, 918 nucleotides. The record is from the annotation of a GenBank genome assembly. NCBI's taxonomy places the organism in Eukaryota, Viridiplantae, Streptophyta, Zygnematophyceae, Desmidiales, Closteriaceae.
AUGAACGAUGAUCGCAGGCAACCAUCACCGGCGGCGACGGCUUCUGCCCCAAUGACGGAUCCUCUUCACGACUCAACCGCCUACCUCUCAGCGCAAAUGCCCACUUCUAGUGGAGGAAUGACCACGGCCGAAUUCGCGGCGUCAGCGCAAUUCGGAGGAAGUCGCACUGCUGUUGCCAAUGCCGCGCCGGAAAAUGCGGCGGCGGUGCUAAUAAGCAGCUCUCCGAGCAGUCACGGAUUCUUACGGCCCACACCAGGGCUCGAUCGCGCGACCUUUCCGCAUUGGAUGCUCGGAUCUGCAACUGCCGCGCCGCCAGGGGAUCAUAAUAGAGGGGUUGCUGCCAGUUAUUCUACUAGUAGCGGCCACGUUGUCCCCCCGCCUGCAACAGCGGCGGCGGCGGCGCGGGAUCCGACGCUCGCCGCCAGCGGGGCCGCCGCAUUGCCGCUUGCGCCUUUCGCGUCCGCCAUGGAUGCUCUCCGCGCGACGGACGACGUGGACACAAUGAUGAAGGCCGAGAGUGAUGCUGACGUGGCGAGUGGUGACAACAGCGGUGGUGCUUGCAGUGACGAUGAGGAGGACGACGGGAAUGAAGGGGGAGAGGCGCAUGGGGGACAGGAAGGGCAGGCGAAGCAUGCGGGAGAUGGGGGGCAUGGGGGAAGCGAUAGGGGGCAUGGGGGAAGCGAUAGGGGGCAUGGGGGAAGCGAUAGGGGGCAUGGGGGAAGCGAUAGGGGGCAUGGGGCGCAGGAAGAAAAAGCAGGGGAAGAAGGGAAAGGGAGAGAGGAACCAGGGCAGCAAGAGAUACCAGCCCAGCAGCAGCAGCAGAACCAACGUGGGCCUCAGAGGCCGUCUCGUGGCACUGCAAGGGUGGGAAGUGGCCCUCAUCCGACAAGGUGCGUUGUGCGGUGCUGCCUGUACUGA